Molecule: messenger RNA, 3565 nt
Organism: Colossoma macropomum (tambaqui)
Lineage: Eukaryota; Metazoa; Chordata; Actinopteri; Characiformes; Serrasalmidae
Gene: dvl2
Product: dishevelled segment polarity protein 2
Exons: 15
Coding region: 1-2256 (751 amino acids)
Biological process (GO): canonical Wnt signaling pathway; intracellular signal transduction
Cellular component (GO): cytosol
Molecular function (GO): frizzled binding
Source: RefSeq, a predicted model, not a curated record
AUGGCGGAAACUAAAAUAAUUUAUCACAUCGAUGAAGAGGAGACGCCGUAUUUGGUGAAGAUUCCCAUACCGGCCGAAAAAAUCACUUUAUUGGAUUUCAAGCAAGUCUUGAACAAGCCGAACUACAAAUUCUUCUUCAAGUCUAUGGACCAGGACUUCGGAGUGGUCAAGGAGGAGAUUUCUGAUGACAGCGCCAAGCUGCCUUGCUUCAAUGGACGAGUGGUGUCCUGGCUGGUAUCCUCAGAUGUUCCUGCAGCAGAACCUGCGCCGCCUCCUCCUGUGGAGGUUCGAACUCAACCCUCCCCUCCUCCUCCUCCACUGCCCCCCCCUCCAGCGGAGCGGACUGGGGGCAUCGGGGACUCUAGACCCCCCUCAUUCCAUCCCAACACUGCAGGCAGUGUGGAGACGCUGGACGAGCAGACAGAGACAGAAUCUGUCGUGUCCUUCAGAAGAGAGAGGCCUCGCCACAGAGAGAGCAUGGAGCCACAUGGGUCUCGUAUGAAUGGUCCAUCCCGCUUGGAGAGGCACUUGGCUGGUUAUGAGAGUGCCACCACGGUGAUGAGCAGUGAGCUGGACACCACCAGCUUCUGCGACUCAGACGAUGAUGACACUAUGAGCAGAUUCAGCAGUUCCACAGAACAGAGCACUGCCUCUAGACUGUUGAAGCGCCACCGUAGACGCAGGAAACAGCGCCCCCCAAGGCUUGAGAGGGCAUCAUCUUUCAGCAGCGUGACAGACUCAACUAUGUCUCUGAACAUAAUCACAGUCACUCUGAACAUGGAGAAGUAUAAUUUCCUGGGCAUCAGUAUUGUUGGGCAGAGUAAUGAGCGAGGAGAUGGAGGCAUCUAUAUUGGCUCCAUCAUGAAGGGAGGAGCAGUGGCUGCUGAUGGGCGCAUAGAGCCUGGGGACAUGCUGCUUCAGGUGAAUGAUAUUAAUUUUGAGAACAUGAGCAAUGACGAUGCAGUCAGGGUGUUGCGGGAGAUUGUGCAUAAACCGGGACCCAUCACUCUGACGGUUGCUAAAUGCUGGGACCCUUCACCUCAAGGCUACUUCACGCUUCCACGCAAUGAGCCUAUUCGCCCUAUAGACCCUGCAGCUUGGAUCAGUCAUUCAGCGGCUCUGACAGGGGCUUAUCCACCUUAUCCAGGAAGUACAAUUACGUCUAGCUCUUCAGUCACUGAGACUGAACGUUUUGAUGAGUUUAAUCUGUCUCUGCAUUCUGAUAUGGCAUCAGUGGCAAAAGCUAUGGCUUCUCCUGAGUCAGGCCUAGAGGUCAGAGACAGAAUGUGGCUCAAGAUCACCAUCCCAAAUGCCUUCCUGGGCUCAGAUGUGGUCGAGUGGCUCUACCACCACAUUGAAGGCUUUCAGGACCGCCGAGAGGCCCGUAAAUAUGCCAGUAACCUAUUAAAGGCUGGGUUCAUCAGACAUACUGUCAAUAAAAUCACCUUCUCUGAGCAGUGCUACUACAUUUUUGGAGAUUUCAGCGACUGUGAGAACUACAUGGCCAACCUGUCCCUCAACGAUAAUGAUGGUUCCAGCGGUGCUUCAGAUCAGGACACGUUGGCUCCUCUGCCGUUACCAGGGGCGACACCCUGGCCUCUACUCCAUUCUUUCCCAUACCAGUACCCACACCCGUACUCUAGCCAACCUCCUCCAUACCAUGAGCUCUCCAGCUACAGUUACGCCCCUGGCAGCACUGGUAGCCAGCACAGCGAGGGGAGUCGGAGCAGCGGGUCUACUCGGAGUGAGGGUGAGAGGAGAAGGGGCAGUAAGAGCGGAGCUGGCAGCACGGUGGGCGGCAGUACCCGUGACGACAAAUCUCCAAACGGGGGUGGGGCUGACUCACGUUCGGGCAGUGGCAGUGAAUCAGAAUACUCUGUGCGCAGCAGCCUGAGGCGGGACCAUGGCUCGGCAACACCCAGCGAGCACAGCCACGCCAGUCAGCGCUCACAUCAUCGGGCCCCGCCCCCUCAUCUGGCCCCAUACCCACCUGGCAUUCCCAUUCCCUACAAUCCAAUGAUGGUGAUGAUGGUGCCACAACACCCACAUCCACACCCAGCACUGGGAGCCCCGCACCCCCAGACAGCCACUGCACCACUACACCCCGGCAUGCCACCCCCAAACAAUCCCGGAGGACCUCCUGGGGCCCCUCCUACUCGCGACUUGGGGUCUGUCCCACCUGAGCUCACAGCAUCUAGGCAGUCUUUCCAUCUGGCCAUGGGCAACCCCAGUGAGUUCUUUGUGGAUGUCAUGUAGGGGAAGGUCAUGCUGGGGAUAAGUGUGCGUGUGCAGGAUGAAUGCAUGAGUCAAUGAGUGAAUGAACGAGUGACACUUGUAUGUGACUUUUAAUCAUAUAAUAACUGUGAGCCUCACUCAGUAAGUGACUGAGAUAUAACAUUUGGUAUAAAUGCAGGAUAGCUCUUUAAAGUUAUUGUCUAUCCUUGAUGGUAGGAACAGGGUUUCUGUAUAAAGCUGGAAGUCUUGCACAGGUUAGCAUCAACAAAUCUAACAUGCAUUCAGUCUUGUCGCCCUAAACUUGCUGUUAAAAAAAAAGUGUCUCCUUCUCCAAAUAUUGCCUGGAAUUUUUUUCUACAAAUAUUUCACAAAUUAUGCAGGGUGCACUAUACUAUGAUUAACAUAGGAAAAUCUUUGAGGCACCUUCCUACCCUCUGAAAAUAUUUGUCUUGACAUACUGCCAGAUACAAGUUCUUCUGAUCUCUGGGCUCAUUAGAGUUCCUGCACAGCCUGCAGAGAGGUAUGCAUGUGUUUUUAAAUGAUGCAGAUUAUUAAAAUCAUGUUUUUUCCAUUGAGACACUGUUAGGCUUUCACAGAGAAACUGAAACAGCAAACAGGACUCAUAUGGUUGCAAAGGAGUAGUCAUGCUGAAAACGAGAGAAAUGUUAAUCAACAAGUACAGAAACAAACCUCACCAAGUUUUAAAGGUGUUUUUAAUAAGGCAGCUAUGAAAUGGCAUUAUUAAGUGGUAUUUUCUCAAAUCCUUGCAACCAUGUUCCUCCAAGCUGAACGUAUGAGUUCAUGCUGCCUAACAUAACAUGGCAAUUAGUUCUGAAGGUCUGUUCUUCAUAAUACAUAUUUCAAUGUGUAAAAUGCAGUAAUUUGUGGUGAUAUUUUAAUGUGAAAACAGGGUUUGGUGAAUAGGACUACAAACAUUUUUUUACUCUGGUUAUUUUCUGUAGGCACGUGGGCUGAAGUUUCACAUAAGUCCACUGUAAUAAUCAAAAAAAAAGGUCCACAAAAGAAGUCUGAAUAUGUUGAUAGACUAGAAUUGUGGUACGAUCAGUGGUACUCUGAGAGGGAGAGUUAACACCAAAAAUGGUACUUGCGCUGAGUAGAACGAACUGUUUUUUAUAAUCCAGAUAUUUCACCUUUCUAGUCAUAUUUUUUGUAAGACUGACAAACAUAACCAUUUUUGUAUGAAUGAAUAUAUAGAUAUAAUCAAACCAUACAGGUGCUAAAUGAAGAUGUUGCGUCUCGAUACAGUGCCACUUUUGGGUGUCAUGUUGUCACUUUUGUGUUUCUUAUUCAAAAUAAAUUUGUAAUAGAA